Molecule: messenger RNA, 1425 nt
Organism: Rhinolophus ferrumequinum (greater horseshoe bat)
Lineage: Eukaryota; Metazoa; Chordata; Mammalia; Chiroptera; Rhinolophidae
Gene: QDPR
Product: quinoid dihydropteridine reductase
Exons: 7
Coding region: 147-875 (242 amino acids)
Biological process (GO): L-phenylalanine catabolic process; tetrahydrobiopterin biosynthetic process
Cellular component (GO): cytoplasm
Molecular function (GO): NADH binding; NADPH binding; 6,7-dihydropteridine reductase activity
Source: RefSeq, a predicted model, not a curated record
GAGGCCGCGCGCUAGGCGGCAGCAGCGGGCGCGGCGCGGGGCGGGGCCGCCGCGCGGUCGCUCUGGGCCGGGUCGGCCGGCAGGGCCGGGGCGGGGCGCGCCGUGGGCGGUGUGCGGAGCUGCGGGAGCCGAGCGGGACGAGCAGGAUGGCGGCGGCUGCAGGCGAGGCGCGCCGGGUGCUGGUGUACGGCGGCAGGGGCGCGCUGGGCUCCCGCUGCGUGCAGGCGUUCCGGGCCCGCAACUGGUGGGUCGCCAGCAUUGACGUAGUGGAGAAUGAAGAGGCCAGUGCCAGUGUUGUUGUCAAAAUGACGGACUCGUUUACGGAGCAGGCUGACCAGGUGACUGCUGAGGUCGGAAAGCUCUUGGGUGAAGAGAAGGUGGAUGCCAUCCUUUGUGUGGCUGGAGGAUGGGCCGGGGGCAAUGCCAAGUCCAAGUCUCUCUUUAAAAACUGUGACCUGAUGUGGAAGCAGAGCAUGUGGACGUCGACCAUCUCCAGCCAUCUGGCCACCAAGCACCUCAAGGAAGGAGGCCUCCUGACCUUGGCCGGUGCCAAGGCUGCCCUAGAUGGGACUCCCGGGAUGAUUGGCUACGGCAUGGCCAAGGGCGCCGUCCACCAGCUUUGCCAGAGCCUCGCGGGGAAGAACAGUGGCAUGCCGGCCAGGUCUGCGGCCAUCGCCGUGCUCCCGGUUACCCUGGAUACUCCGAUGAAUAGGAAAUCCAUGCCCGAAGCCGACUUCAGCUCCUGGACGCCCCUAGAGUUCCUCGUGGAAACUUUCCACGACUGGAUCAUAGAGAAAAACCGACCAAGCUCAGGAAGCCUAAUCCAGGUGGUAACCACAGAGGGAAAGACGGAGCUUACCCCAGCGUAUUUUUAAGCUUCAUUUCAGUGCCCGCGAAGGGCCUGCCCAAAAAGUCGUUACCUCCAUGUAGCUGAGUCUGGCCCCGUGUUUCUGUAGCCCUGUUCGUGGUACCAGCCAGUGAGACCUAUAUUUCUGUCACCUAAUGUGCAUUUGCUCUCCUAAGACAGUGUAAAAUGUUCAUGUGAAAUAAAAACAUGUGGGUGAGGCUUCCGGUUAGUACCAUCAAUCUGCAUUGACUGCCUAAGUUUCGGAGGUCUGUAUUGGCGUCACGUUGCAUUGCUUUUGAGAUUGUCUGUCCCUGACAAUGGCUGUCAGCUUACCUAGUUCAGAGAUUUGUUAGUAUCGGGGACUUUUGAGGGCCUGAGUUCUUUUUGAAUGUUGUGUUUAUGUCACAGAUGUAGUUUUUGAAGCCUCAAAUUACACUGCCUUGAAACUCCUUUUGUGGUGUAAGCAAAAUCCAAUGGACUCUGUUAAGGUAUCUUUUUCCUGUGCAGUUGCCAAGUGUGUAAGAGAAGCACUUGUGAUUUUUUUGGAGUUUAUCUUCCAAAUAAAUGCACUUCCUUUA